GGAGAAAUGCGUCCGGGAGCUGAUGACGGCGGCGGCGCCAUACCCUGACCUGAGCGCGAUGCUUGUGGACCGCCUCAUGUCUGAAGGGUUGCUGAAGCACGACAGAGGGGAUCAAUUGCUUCAACACUGCUUUGCCACGACAAGCCACCAGGAUACCGUGAUUGUGCUGCAGUGCGCUCUGGACAAGUUCGACGACAUGAUCGGGACGGCGUCCGGGGCCAAGUGCCUCGUGGAGUGCUACGCCAGGGCGACCGGCCACCAGCUCCAAGCCUUCAACGACAUCCUGCUUGCCCGCGCCCUCGAAAUCGCCACCGGCAAAUUCAGCAACUACUUCAUGCAACAUAUCCUGGAGCACGGCGACGCCGAGACGAGCCGGCUCCUCGUGGAGCGGCUCAUGGCGGACGUGGUGCAGCUGUCCCUCCACUCCAUUGGCAGCUACGUGGUGGAGGCCUGCUACCAGAAGACGGGGCUGCUCCCCCUCGUGCUCGCCGCCUUCCUGCGCCUCGACGACGACUGCCUCGCCCAGCUCGUUCAGGGGGCCUACGCCAACUACGUCGUCCACAAGCUGCUCAACACCGCCAUACACGUAUUCCCUAGGGAGACGAUGGCGCUGGUGCGGCGGAUCCACGGCCUGCCGCAGGACGUCACGCGCCAGCCGCACGCCAGGAAGGUGAUGACGGUCGUCCUGAAGAUCCUCGCUCGUGCCGGCCGGAUGUAUGCCUGAUAUAUCCGCGCGUGCCGGCCGGGCUGCCGGCACCUGAUCAUCUCUUGGUAGGAUUUUGUAGGAGAGCUUGUUUGUGUCUUGUGCCGUCUGUGUUCCUCUAUUGU
Messenger RNA from Lolium perenne, 828 nucleotides. Its product is annotated as pumilio domain-containing protein C6G9.14. Gene Ontology annotation, molecular function: mRNA binding. Gene Ontology annotation, biological process: post-transcriptional regulation of gene expression. The record is from RefSeq and is a predicted model, not a curated record. Gene Ontology annotation, cellular component: cytoplasm. Lineage: Eukaryota; Viridiplantae; Streptophyta; Magnoliopsida; Poales; Poaceae.